Molecule: messenger RNA, 1463 nt
Organism: Ostrea edulis (European flat oyster)
Lineage: Eukaryota; Metazoa; Mollusca; Bivalvia; Ostreida; Ostreidae
Exons: 5
Coding region: 119-1354 (411 amino acids)
Source: RefSeq, a predicted model, not a curated record
AAUGGCAUAAAUUUGAGACACGAGGUUGACAGUUUUAGCACACAAGGUAAUGAUGCUUAUCUAAGACAAAUGUCUUCAUGCUCCAUCCAACUUCACACGUUCCCAGCGACAAACUGAAAUGAAAGGUUUAUAUCUAUUUUCCCUUGUUCUGAGCGGCUCUCUUGUCAGUGUGACGUCAUUUCUGAAUACCGGUACCUCCCCUUCCUCCCCAAAUACCAGUCUGCGGAGCUGUAUGAGAGAAGCCGGAUAUUACAAAAGAUCAAAGAGUAGCUAUAGAAACUACAGAAACAAAUUCUCUAAUUCAAUGAAGAGAUGGUGCUUAGUGCAUGAAAGAGUGCUACCGUGUGUCCAAACCUCUAUAGAAGACAAAGCUCUUCGGAGCCCUUCGGACUGGUUCCUUUCUAUGACGUUUGACUCCAGAUUGGCUUCAAGAACAUCAAUCGCCAUGUGCAAGAAAUUGAAAAAAUUAAAAAGGAAGCUGAAGUGCAUCAAGCCCUCUAGCUUACGGAGAGCCAGGAGAUGUGUUAAGUCGCUGACAAAGCCUCUUCGACAAACUCUGACAGAAAUGUACAUACAGAACAAAACAAACGGACACGAUGCCCAGAAACUGGCUUGCAUAAUAUCAGCUGCAACAGCUACAUGUUAUAAAGAGAAGAUACGUUCCUGCCGAGGUUACCUUCGGAAUUACAUCGGUGCCUACCAUGUUAUACUGGGCGGGAAAUGUCUGUCUGUUCUUCAGACAUCAGUUGACUUUGCAGACGACUCGUUCAUUAUCCCAAGACAGACAGACAGGAACUGGAUAUCCAUCGUCCAGUCGAUUCUCAAAGAAGUAGGCAUUAACUAUUUUCCAACACGUACAACAUCAGAAAUACACUCAACGGAAGCAUCAUCACAAGAGACAUGGAAGUUUACCUCUGCGCCACCGACAAAGCCAAUGUCUGAUUCAAUUGUAGACAACCAGUCAACGUCAUAUCUUGGUGAAAGUGCGAGGUCAGAAUCAGAGAGUACAAAUAAAACUGAAAGUGAAGAAAACAAACACAUGCAACGUACCACAACAAUGAUUGAAUUUAAUCUCACUACCUCAAUAAUACGUCCAAACGAAAACAGUAACAACUCAGAAUCACAGGAAGGAAGUGACGUCACCGACAGUGACGAUGCUAUUUACAAAAAUAAUGUUAGUACGAGUUUCGACAAACCUCUUAACUACACACCUUCCACAUUUUCCAAUAAAUCUGAUGUGGACGAGUCAUCUUCAACAGCAUCACCAUAUUUGUUCAUGCCGUCAACAUCGUCAAAAUCCCUAUCGUGUUUGUCCUUAUUCUCUCUCAUUGUGAUCGCUUUGGUGUUUCACUGAAUCUUUGACAAUCUUUUUUGUAUGUCUAUAUUCUUAUGCUGUACAAAUUAAUAAGUGUGUCCUGUAAAUAGUAUACUGAUAUUUGUAAAUAAAUAUGUUUCAAAGUUUC